Messenger RNA from Drosophila subpulchrella, 992 nucleotides. RefSeq lists its product as uncharacterized. Gene Ontology annotation, biological process: regulation of exit from mitosis. Lineage: Eukaryota; Metazoa; Arthropoda; Insecta; Diptera; Drosophilidae. The transcript is spliced from 2 exons. The coding region runs from base 48 to 926 and encodes 292 amino acids. The record is from RefSeq and is a predicted model, not a curated record. Gene Ontology annotation, cellular component: nucleus.
CCGCGCUUGGUCGAAAUAGUUUAAAUUUUAUUUGUUACAGCCUUUUAAUGGAUCAAAAUGUCAAGAAUAUCGAUCUCAAACUGGACAAUAUUGAGGUGUUGACCACCGGCACGGCGGCGGAGUUUGUUAAUGGCAUUCUGGAUUUCUUGCUCUAUCAACGCCGCCAAAUUCCAUUCGUGUACAAAACGUACAAAUAUUAUGUGGAUAAAUGGUCUAGUGCGGAGGAAUCUGGGGAAACGAAGGAUCGGGAGUCGUUUGCCCACUACCAACUUAACCAGCAGCGUUCCAAGGCAAAGGCCACCAAGCAGUCCAUUAGCGACAUGAGAGAGCUCAUAAGACAAGCCUUCAGAACAUCGGAAGUGAAGAGCCUGCGAUUUCUCUUUGGCAAUAACACCUUUAUGCCCUCGGAGGCUUAUACCCUGCACAUACCACAUGAUUCCAUAUCCAGGGAUCACUUUUACGAGCACCAUGCCCUACCUGAAGGCCGUAUAAACCAGGCGCUAAUCCGUCUUCUCACUUGCGAGGAGCUGUACACCUUGUUCUCCACGGAGCUGAAUGCCACCAAUGUGUUUCUGGAAAUGGAACUCCUUACAGACGCUAAAAAUGCAAAAGGAUGCCAUGGUGACUCAGUUAAUCUGAUUCCCAAGGACGUAAUGAGCCAACUGCCGCGUAGUUGCAAGAACAUACACCUGAACCUCCUGCAUUGCACCGACAAUAUAUCGACUGAACUACGGUGCUGCAAGGAUUUGGCCAUUUACCAGGAUCUUGGUUUGCUGAAACUGGAUAAGUCCGAAGAAGACGAUAGCAGGACUAACGACUCUUUGGAGGCAACCAAGGAAUCUAGUGGCUGGUGGCAAGCCGAGGUCAUAGUUCGCGGUUUCAGGGCUCCUGCCAACCAAAAGUCAGGAUGUAUAUGGUCUAGCUAACAUUUUUUGUAUUAAAAAAUAUACGCAUAUUCAGUGCCAAGAAUAAAUUCUUAAUAAUUUACUUUA